Dothidotthia symphoricarpi CBS 119687 is the source of this 1266-nucleotide messenger RNA. RefSeq names its product WD40 repeat-like protein. The transcript has a single exon. The record is from RefSeq and is a predicted model, not a curated record. Gene Ontology annotation, cellular component: catalytic step 2 spliceosome. Gene Ontology annotation, molecular function: protein binding. Gene Ontology annotation, biological process: mRNA splicing, via spliceosome. The coding region runs from base 103 to 1104 and encodes 333 amino acids. NCBI's taxonomy places the organism in Eukaryota, Fungi, Ascomycota, Dothideomycetes, Pleosporales, Dothidotthiaceae.
CGACUCGACCCUGAAUUCCAUCUACUCGGCCGAUAUACACCGAUCUAGCACCAGACACUGCCUUACAAUGCCUUGAGUACCAACCACCAACGCAUACCCACUAUGCCUGCCUUCCCUACCACCCCCAUCGCCGUUCUCACCGGCCACGCCGGCCCCGUCCACGCCGUCGCCUACUCCUCCGGCAGCCAAUCUUACAUCCUGACCGGCUCCUCCGACCGCACAAUCCGCCUGUACAACCCCUCGAAAGCGCCUCUAUCUUCUGCCGCCCCUCCCUCCAACGCCUACACGCCAGGCCUCGUCAACAAGUACACGGCGCACGGCUACGAAGUCCUCAGCAUCGACGUCAGCGAAGACAACGAAAAGUUCGUCUCAACCGGCGGCGACAAGACAGUCUUCGUCUGGGAUGUGCAGACUGCGCAGACGAUCCGCCGCUUCACGGGACAUGCGGGGCGUGUGAAUCGGGGCGUGUUUGGCGGCGAGGCCGACAGUGUGGUUGUGAGUGGGAGCUUUGAUGGCACGGUGCGCGUGUGGGACCUCAGAUCGAACUCGUACAAACCCGUCAUGACGCUGGCGGAUGCGAAGGAUAGUGUGACGGAUGUUGCGGUGUACGGGGCGGAGGUUCUGGCCGCGAGUGUGGACGGCAGGGUGCGCAGCUAUGAUCUGCGCACGGGGAUGUGUGAGGUGGAUGUCGUGGGGUGGCCAUGCACGAGUUUGAGCGUGAGCAAGAAGGGAAGCGAGGUGCUGGUCAGCUCUCUGGACUCCACCGUGCGGCUUAUGGAUCGUACCAACGGGCAAUUGCUCAAAGCGUACCGCGAUGAGGCGUUUGUGAACAAGGACCUUCGUGUUAGAAGUACAUUGGGCCUGAAUGAUAGCGUGGUGCUCAGUGGGAGUGACGACGGUAUGAUCUUCGCCUGGGAUCUGCUGGAAGGCGAAUGUUUGCACAAGUUCAAGCACUCUGAGAUGAGGGAGGUUAUGGGCAGGUCAACAGGGCAGCCCGCUGGCAAAAAGGACGUCGUAUCUGCUGUCGCGUUCUGCAAGACAAGAAGAGAGUGGGCUAGUGCUGGCGGCGACGGCAACGUAGUCGUCUGGGGUAUGGGAAGCUGAGGGUGGAGGUCGCCGUUGCAAUGUCUAUUUUCCGUGAUACCCUAAGUCAUCUCCCAAUUUCCAAUAAAACCACUUUUGAAUUUUCGCAAAAACGCCUGUCUAAUGCAAGGUAUCAUAAAUCAUGUCCUGAACCCUCUACCACAAACACAUAGUCCCUCCAUG